AUGGAUGUAGUGUGUUUGGAAGCUGAAAGAAAAUUUUCAUUAGCCACACCAGUAGAGAAGGCAUUAAAUUUUGAUAUGAAAGCUGCAGGUGAAAAGAGGAAGCUUCAAUUACAUAAACUUGAAGAAAUGCAUUUGCAUGCUUGUGAAUCCUCAAAAUUUUACAAGAGUAAGGUAAAAUCCUACCAUGACAGGAAAAUUGUGCAGAGAAACUUCCAACCAGGCCAGCAAGUGUUAUUGUUCAAUUCCAGGUUAAGAUUAUUCCUUAGAAAGCUCAAGUCCAAAUGGUCAGGUCCCUUUGUGAUCAAAUCAGUCAAACAUUAUGGGGCAGUAGAGUUCGAAGAGCCAAAUUCUGGAAGAUCUUGGAUGGUUAAUGGUCAGAGGAUUACGCCAUAUCUGGGUGGUGAAGUUGAGAAACUUACCAUUGUCAUUCAUCUUAAUGACCCACGAUUGAGUGAAGUGUCAAGCUAA
Cajanus cajan (pigeon pea) is the source of this 468-nucleotide messenger RNA. RefSeq lists its product as uncharacterized. The record is from RefSeq and is a predicted model, not a curated record. Lineage: Eukaryota; Viridiplantae; Streptophyta; Magnoliopsida; Fabales; Fabaceae.